ACCGGCCUUCGGUCUAAAAACAGAACGCGGGCUAACGUUAACUCCAGGAGCAGUUUAUGUACCACAAAUUGUCCUACCAAUAAAACUGUUAUCGGAUUUUUUAAACACGUUGAAGUAACGUUCUGUCGAUGUUGUUUCGUCUUACAUCAGGCAAAUAUUUUAUCUGAGCUGGUUAAAAACUUGCCGGCUAUCGUAGCACGCUAACUAGUGCAGCUAGCUGCGUAGUUUCGUUUUCCGCAGAAAACACCGACACCACAAACCGUUGGAGUCUGGUUACUGUUGUUGGGCUUUACUGCAGAAAUGCACCCCAAAGACUGAAAUGGGCCUGUCCUCAAGAUAUUUACAACAUAACGAAUAGUCAUAAUGAAGAGAAGAAAUGAUGGAGUGUUGGCGCCACCGCAGGGGUCAAAAAGGCAUCGAGAUGACAGCAGUUCAGGGGAAGAGUCGCAAUCCAGACAAGAUUCUAUCCAAAAUGAGUCCCUCAGCGAUCAGGAGGAUCAGAGACCGGGGUUCUCCAUGCCCUCCAUAUCAUCAUCAUCCUUUGAUGCAGACGCUGAUGGCUCUGCUCAGUCUGCCUCAAAGUUCUCCAUGUACAACAGUGUGUCGCAGAAGCUCAUGGCCAAGAUGGGCUUUAGAGAGGGAGAAGGUCUGGGUAAGUUUGGCCAGGGACGCAAAGAGAUUGUGGAGGCUUCCACCCAGCGGGGUAGGAGGGGUCUUGGCCUCACCUUGCAGGGGUUCCAGGGAGAACUCAAUGUUGACUGGCGGGAUGAACCUGAGCCCAGUGCUGCAGAGAUAGUCACCUGGUUCCCAGAAUGCACCACAGAGAUCCCAGAUGCAGAUGAGUUGAGAGACUGGAUGAUUCUGGGGCCGAGAAAACUUAAGAUUGAAGACGAAACAGAGUUUUGCACAGAAGAUCUUCUGCACACUCUCCUACGGUGCAAGACGGUGUUUGAUAACUUGGAAGGCGAGGAGAUGAGGAGAGCACGGACACGCUCCAACCCUUACGAGACGAUUAGAGGCGGUAUUUUUCUCAACAGAGCCGCUAUGAAAAUGGCCAACAUGGACCACUGCUUCGACUACAUGUUCACGAACCCAAAGGAUUCCGAAGGGAAACCCCUGACAAAGGACCGGGAGGGUGAGCUUCUGUACUUUGGGGACGUCUGCGCGGGGCCCGGAGGCUUUUCUGAGUACAUCCUGUGGAGAAGACGCUGGCACGCCAAAGGCUUUGGCAUGACGCUGAAAGGACCCUGCGACUUCAAACUGGAAGAUUUCUAUGCUGCCCCGAGCGAGCUGUUCGAGCCUUAUUACGGUGAGGGCGGAGUGGACGGGGACGGGGACAUAACUCGGCCAGAAAACAUGACCGCCUUCCGUAACUUUGUCAUGGAGAAUACAGAGAGAAGAGGGCUGCAUUGUCUCAUGGCAGAUGGGGGUUUUUCUGUAGAAGGCCAAGAGAACAUCCAAGAGAUCCUGUCCAAACAACUGCUGCUCUGCCAGUUCCUGACUGCCAUCUCCACGCUCAGGACAGGGGGCCACUUUGUCUGCAAGACAUUUGAUCUUUUCACUCCCUUCAGUGUCGGUUUGGUGUACCUCCUCUACCUCUCCUUCGACAGGAUCUCACUCUUCAAGCCUGUCACCAGCAGGCCGGCUAACUCUGAGAGGUACAUUGUGUGCCGUGGUCUGAAGCCGGGCUCUGACGCAGUCAGAGAGUACAUGUUCAAAGUCAACCUGAAGCUGAACCAGCUCAGAGGCACAGACAAAGACGUCACAGACGUGGUUCCGCUGAGCAUCAUUAAGGAGGAUCCUGACUUCUAUCAGUUUAUGGUCAACUCUAAUGAGAGCCUCUGUGCAGUCCAGAUUAAGGCCUUGGCUAAGAUCCACGCUUUUGUUGUUGACCCGGCGCUGUCAGAGACAAGGCAAGCGGAUAUCAGGAAGGAGUGCCUGAAGCUUUGGGGGGUCCCAGACAAAGCCAGAGUAGCUCCCUCUCCCUCAGACCCAAAGUCAAAAUUCUAUGAACUAAUCAAGAAUUCGGACAAGGAGUCAUUCCAGAGUAAGCUGACGCCACUGAACUCCACCACACUUGAAAAGCUGCGCCACAUUUUUGACCACAGGUGCAUUGUGGGAGGCGGCGAGCAGGUCUUCCUUCUCACGUUGGGGAAGUCGCAGAUCUACACAUGGGACGGGAAGAUGCCUGUGCGCUGGAAGAAAAUGGAGGGUUUCAAGCUCGAGCUGCCCAGAGACACCCUUCUAAGUGUGGAGAUUGUCCAAGAGCUGAAGGGCGAGGGCAAGGCUCAACGAAGAAUUAACGCAGUCCACGUGGUCGACGCACUCAUUCUAAAUGGCACCGAUGUAAGAGAUCAGCACUUCAACCAGAGGAUCCAGAUGGCUGAGAAGUUUGUGAAAGCCGUAGCUAAACCCAGCAGACCGGAUAUGAACCCAAUCAGAGUAAAGGAAGUUUACAGACUGGAGGAAAUGGAGAAAAUCUUUGUCAGACUAGAGAUGAAGAUUACGAAGAGUUCAGGAGGUGUUCCUCGGUUGUCUUACACUGGAAGAGAUGACCGACACUUCCUCCCCACGGGCCUCUACAUCAUUAAGACGGUCAACGAGCCGUGGACAAUGGCGUACAGCAAAAGCUCCAAAAUGAAGUUCUUCUUUAACAAAAUAACAAAGGAAUCAACAUAUGCAAUGCCACCAAACUCUGCUGCUCCCUUCCACGUGUGCCACUCUGAGCGCCUGUUCUGGGCCUGGGUGGACGGGGUCAUAGUUCACGAUUCCCAGACUCGGGUGGACCCUGAGAAGCUGUCCAAAGACGAAUUCCUGUCCUUCAUCCACCGAAAUUACCAGCUCUGAAUAAGUGACCCAAUCACCUGGCUUCCUCAGCUACAACCUGUGCACAGGAUAAAAGACAAUGAAAAGAGAAUGAUGAAGACUUUACUGCCCCUACUUUCUUUUCAUAAACACUUUUUAUUGUCCGGUUAAACGUUAAUGAACAGCUAAAAAGACUACUAGCAUAAAAAAGUCCUUUAUGUGCAGUUCACAUGGGCUCAGAUAAAUCAUCAGCAAGUUGGAACUGGAGCAUUGUAGUUGAAAAUAUGGAAACCUGUUUACUGUCAUAAGUCAUGAUGACAUGUGGACAAACCGGCUGUCCUCCUUGCCUUUUUCCACUGCACUUUGCUCUGGAACCUAAUGAAUAGGACUGGCCAUACAUAGACAUAUACAUGCAUACAAAUGGAAACAAAAGAGUGCUGCUGCUGCUGCUGCUGUUUAUGCUAUGCCUUUGUGUCCUGGUAUAUCCGGUAUUUUUCACCUGUAUUUGACUUAUGUAGGCUCGUGUGUUUUGCAUCAGUCACAGUAGCCAUGGCAGAUGGGGUUAAGAUAGCCGCUGAGCAUGGAUCCACACCCACGAUGAGACAACAGGCAGAUAUGUAGCUGGAACCCCAAAACUGCAACAAUCAUGUUCAGAAACUGCUUUUCCUAAACAUCAUUAAGAUUUGACAUCCCAGAUGUAGCAGCUUUUUCCUCUUCUACUUCAAAUUGGAAAAAGAUUUCCUGUUUGUUUGCAUACCAUUGCCUUCUUUUUUCUGUAUUUGUGCCUCUCGAGUCCUGAAAGUUGUUUUUAAAGCUGACCAAGUGUCAGUAUCCCUCCUGUCUUUCAAACUUUUGGUGUAAAUAACAACAGACCUAAAGGGGAGAUCCAACAUUGUGUUUUCAUCUUAUUCAUUAAAGUAUGAUCUGAAUAAUCUC
Messenger RNA from Menidia menidia (Atlantic silverside), 3741 nucleotides. Lineage: Eukaryota; Metazoa; Chordata; Actinopteri; Atheriniformes; Atherinopsidae. The record is from the annotation of a GenBank genome assembly.